Orbicella faveolata is the source of this 847-nucleotide messenger RNA. Its product is annotated as ubiquitin-conjugating enzyme E2 G2-like. Lineage: Eukaryota; Metazoa; Cnidaria; Anthozoa; Scleractinia; Merulinidae. The record is from RefSeq and is a predicted model, not a curated record.
AUGGGGUCAAAGACUGACAUAAAACACUAUGAAUCACCUCCAUGUUUGCUUUAUAGAGGCCCUGAAGGGACCCCAUUUGAAGGGGGUGUAUUCACAACAAGACUGGUGUUCCCUCCUGACUAUCCUUUGAGUCCUCCAAAAAUGAGGUUCGUUGGUGAAAUGUUUCAUCCUAAUGUUUAUCCUGAUGGUCGAGUGUGUAUAUCCAUCCUGCAUGCCCCUGGUGAUGACCCCAUGGGUUAUGAGAGUAGUGCAGAAAGAUGGAGUCCUGUCCAGUCUGUAGAAAAAAUCCUUUUGUCUGUUGUUAGCAUGCUUGCAGAACCAAAUGAUGAAAGUGGUGCAAAUGUAGAUGCUUCAGUGAGUAUUACAUGAAAAGCUGUUCAUUCACUAAUCUCAGAUUUCAAUUAUUUUUUAGAACAAUAUUUUGUUUGUUUGUUGCUGGUAAUCAAACACUUUUUAAUAUGCCUCUGGAACUGAUAUGCCGUGCCGUCAGUCUAUCAUCUUUCCUACCGUUAAAUUUGGUAUAUGUAUAUUGAACCCCACAUGCCAUACCCCACGGAAGUCACUGAGGGCCUAACCCAUAACACAUGUUGCGGGUGAACUUGCCUGUCAUUAAGUCAUUUCACUGGUUUAGAACCAUUCAAGUUUGUUACAUGAUCUAUGAAGAUCAAUGCAACAGGUGACUGAAAACUCACUUGGCAGCCCAGCUACCCUGCUGAAUUUCUAACCCCUUCUGUCUGUUAACAGCAUGUUUUUGUAUGGGUAUCUCAGAUAGAUCAUGAUUUUAUAUUAUUUUUUUUAUGGCUACCAGACCUUCCUCUAGUUACCUUUCAUUCACAUCACUGUUUUA